This is a messenger RNA of Sebastes umbrosus (honeycomb rockfish), 873 nucleotides long. RefSeq names its product proproteinase E-like. Gene Ontology annotation, molecular function: serine-type endopeptidase activity. Gene Ontology annotation, biological process: proteolysis. NCBI's taxonomy places the organism in Eukaryota, Metazoa, Chordata, Actinopteri, Perciformes, Sebastidae. The coding region runs from base 30 to 833 and encodes 267 amino acids. The transcript is spliced from 8 exons. The record is from RefSeq and is a predicted model, not a curated record.
GACACGCUGACAGUCCAAUCUGAGGAAUCAUGAUGAAAGCGGCCCUUGUCCUGCUGUUUGCUGCCUACGCUCACGGGUGCGGCAGGCCCACCUAUCCACCCAUUGUGAGCCGUGUUGUGAACGGGGAAGAUGCUCAACCUUACAGCUGGCCCUGGCAGAUCUCUCUGCAGUAUCGCAGCGGCUCCAGGUACCAUCACACCUGUGGAGGCACUCUGAUCGCUCCCAACUGGGUCAUGACUGCUGGUCACUGCAUUGGAUCUCGCACCUACCGUGUCGUGGUGGGCGAGUAUGACCUCACCAGACAGGAGAUCUAUGAGCAGAUUAAAGGUGUGGAGAAGAUCGUGGUUCACCCUAACUGGGAUGAUAACUGCCUGUCUUGUGGUAACGACAUUGCGAUGAUCAAACUGUCCUCACCUGCUCUUCUGGACGACAAAGUACAGCCCGCCUGUAUUCCAGAGAGUGGAGAGAUCGCUCCUCACAACGACCCCUGCUACAUCACCGGCUGGGGAAGAAUCUACAGUGGCGGUCCCCUGGCCUCUAAGCUCCAGCAGGCUAUCCUUCCUGUGGUCGGCCACAGCGUUUGCAGCGGCAGCAGUUGGUGGGGGGGCACUGUGAAACCCACAAUGAUCUGUGGUGGUGGUGACAUCCGCUCUGGCUGCCAUGGGGAUUCAGGAGGUCCUCUGAACUGCAGGGGCGUUGAUGGCAGGUGGUAUGUGCAGGGGGUGACCAGCUUCGUCUCAUCUCGGGGAUGCAACACUCUCAGGAAGCCCACCGUGUUCACUCGCACCUCUUCCUUCACCAAGUGGAUCAGUGAUACGAUGCUGAGGAACUGAAGACUUGGAGCUAUGCAAUAAAUCCAUUUCAUCAACUACA